CAUGCGCUUUACUGACUUCCGGUGUAAAGAAAAUGGAUGUUGAUUAACAGAUGAAACUGUUUAUGUUUAUUUGACUCUACAAUUUGUUGCUUGCAUCCUUGAAUUUGCAGAAGUAAUCGAAUGCCUAGACCAUCAUGUGAUUUCUGUAAAAUGUCAUGUACACGAAGAAGUCAUGUCCUCUUUGGAAAGUUCACCUAGCAAUAGUCUGAACAGAUCUGUUACUGGGCUGGGAUCUCCUUCUCCAAAAUCAUAUGACUAUUUACUUAAGUUUCUGUUAGUUGGAGACAGUGACGUAGGAAAAGAAGAAUUAAUUACCGGGUUAGAUGAUGGUGCUACUGAAUCUCCAUAUGGUGUUUCAACUUGUGGUAUAGAUUACAAGACAACCACAAUACUUCUAGAUGGCAAGAGAGUAAAAUUACAGCUAUGGGAUACUUCAGGCCAAGGAAGGUUCUGUACAAUAUUUAGGUCAUAUUCCAGAGGAGCCCAGGGUAUCCUGUUGGUAUAUGACAUAACAAACAAAUGGUCAUUUGAUGGAAUUGACCGCUGGAUAAAAGAGGUCAAUGAGCAUGCACCUGGAGUACCUAAAAUCUUAGUUGGAAAUCGUUUACAUCUGGCCUACAAGAGACAAGUUAGUGAGGCAGCUGCUGAGGCCUAUGCCCUGAGAAAUGAUAUGGCAUUCUUUGAAGUCAGUCCACUCUGUGAUUUUAAUGUGACAGAAUCUUACGCUGAAUUAUCCAGGCUGGCAUUGAAAAGAAAUGGUGUCAGUAGAUCAUGGGGGCAUAACAAAGUGCUGAGUUUACAGGAGUUAGCCUGUCACACGAUUGUUUCCAGUACGACUAUAUAUGGCAUAGACAAUCUUCCUUUACCACAGACUCUCAAAUCUCACCUCAAGUCUUAUGCAUUGACAAACAAGACUCGUGCACGCAUGCUGAGUUUUAUACACAGAGACAAGAGCAAGAAACCAAAAUACUUAAAUCCCAGCGACUCUCCACCUAUGAACUGUCGCAAAAGUUGUUGUAUUAGCUAGCAAUUCAGGAUGGUUGUUAUUUAAAUGAUGAUGACUAGAGAAGAAAAUCCAAGUGCAGUGUGUGAGGGCAGUGUUUUGUAUUUAAUAGAAGGGAGCUCGAGUUAGUUGUGUUGUUGAAGUUUACUGGGUUUUAGUUUUCCAUGGGAAUAUUAUCACUUGCUAACAUGUCUCAUAAUCUUUAUGAUUUAUGAUGAUAUUGAAAGAUAUUUGUAGGUGGGUUUUUUCACAGUGAGAAAUUAUUGUUUUGACACUCAAAACAUAACAAUAUUUUAAUGACCAAGAUAUAAAAAUUUGCAAAAAAUGUAAUUAUCUACUUCCUUAGCUUAUUUUUUCAUCACAAAAAUUUAAUUUACACUAUAUUUUUGGUCUUUUUAUAGUGCACAUAAAUUUUUAAGGAAAUAUAGGUAUCAUAUAAAACUAAUAAAAGCGAAGUUGUAAUUUCAGAAUGAACAAUGUAAUCAUGUUAAUGACAUGAAUGAGACAGAAAAACAUAAGAAUAUCAAGUGUUUUUGUUUCCAUGGUUUAUUUCAACUGAGUGUAUCUUGUUUUACGAUCUUUGUAUAUGUUUGAAUGAUGUUUAGGGAUGUUUGUACAGUUAUUGAUUGUAUAUUAGUUUUGAUAUUGGUGCAAUUGUAGGUGAAAUAAUAUUAUUGUAUGCUAUCAUGUUAAUCAGUAUACAUCUGAUUACAUUCAGAUUAUUCAGAUCUGUGUUUAAAGGACAACAUCACCCACCCUCCACUCCACUCGAAAUAAUGAAAUAAUUUUACAUGAUAUAGAAGGUGUUUGUUUCACAGAUUUUACUACAUUUAAACAAUUGAAAGUGUCACGUUAAAAAACUACAAUUAGUGCUAUAAUCUCCGUCAAAUAGUUUUAUUGUGUGAUUUGUUUCAUGUCUGUAAAUAAGACAAAAAUGUCAAACAGCUGAUCAUGAGUGACAAUUUUCUGGUGCCCUUGUAAAUUAGGAAAUAUUUCUUUAAAGAUGUACCUGUACUUUAUUAUAGUGUGAACAAAAGAUGAUAAACAUUAUCUUCAUGGGAAAAAACAGAUUUGGGAAAUGUAUAUUGAGUGAAGUUAUUGGGAGUUAUUGAUGUUGUUAUAUAUAAUACUUUUUUGGUCUAUAACAAAUAUUCUGAAAGCAAUUACAUUUGAAUGGCAUGAAAAAAGAAAUAACAUGCACUUUUAAAAAAAUGCAAAUGUUUUAGAAACGAUUUAUAAAAUAAGUUGCAUGUAGUUUUACAAAAGAAUUAAUUUGUAGCAUCUUCAGAGAAAAAGUAUAAAAAAACUUCUUUUUUUUAAACAAGGUCUCUUACUUGUAAAUGAAGUUAUAAGUUUUUCACUAUUUCUGUUUGAAAUAAGUAUGUGCCAUAACUACAUGAGAGUUGUAUUUAUUUAAAACGAAAGGUUACCUGGUUGUACAGCAAUAUAAUUUCUGUUAAAAAAAUUUACUAUAUGAUCAGGGAUUGACUGUUUAUAUCUAUACCAAUGUAAUUUGGUUUGUUGAUAAAUAAAGAUAUAGAACUGUUUAGAGAUAAUUAACUCAUAGUUUUUUAUAUGUUUUUUGUUGUAUGUAUAUUUUGUACCACAUAACAUACAGUAUCGAAGUUUAUAUUUUUUGUACAGAGAAAAGACAUUUGUACAUAUAGAAUUUAAUGUUGUAUUUAUUAUCAAUCUGAAGGAAAUACAGAUCAUGUGUCCAGGAUUAGCUUACACGGAUCUGACAAUAUUCCAUUCUACUUCCUGUUUUAAAGACCAUUCAGGAUUUUCUGGUUUUGUUCAAAUGAUGUGAUAAUGAAAAUGAUUGGCUGAUGUGAUGAUGAAAAUGAUUGGCUGAUGUGAUGAUGAAAAUGAUUGGCUGAUGUGAUAAUGAAAAUGAUUGGCUGAUGUGAUAAUGGCCAGAACAGAAAGUAGAAUAGAUUUUUGUCUGUGUUCUACUUUCUGUUCUAAAGGACUUUCGGGAUAAACAUAUUUACUCUUUUGGUAUUCAGCUGAAUUUUGUCCCAGAAUGACCUUAGAUCUACUCUGAAUAACCUUCUGAAGUCAAGAAACAAUCAAUUCUUAAGUGUGACGUCAAAUUUUUAAAUUUAAUGGGAACCUGGGUAAAUUUACGUAAUCUUGGUAAGGUGGACAAAUUUGCAUAUAAGUGUAAAUAUGUCUAUUAUCUGAUGUGAUAAUGACCAGAACAGAGAGAAAGCUUUGUGUAAGUGAAGCGCUGACACAUGAUCAGUAUUGGAAUCAGAUUGUAUUUAUAAUAGGUGUCACAUGGUUGUGCUGUAUUGUGAUUAUGUUCAAAUUGACUAGUCAAACAUUUUUUUGUAAGUUUCAUAGUUCAAAACUUUUAUACUGUUAAAUAUUAUAUGAAUAAUAGAUAAUACAUACAGUGGUUACUAGAUGUAAACUAUAUUUGAGUAUGUUCUGUAUGUUAAUUUUUAGAUAUAUUCUAAAUUAUUGAAAUAGUGCCAAUAUUUUUCUGUCACAAGUUAUUCCAUAUUAAGGAUAUAAUGCCAGUAACCGUAGUACUGUGGAUUUAUUAAUAUUCGUGGAAUACCAAUUUUUAUGGAUUUUAUGGGUUUAGGUGAACCACAAAUUUAAAUACUGAACGAAGGUAGGAAUUUUCUAUAAGAUUAUAUGCAGACAUUGACAAACCACAAAAAUAUGAUUUUUCAAAAAUCCCAAAAAUUGGUACCCACGAAAAUAAAAAAAUCCACAGUAACUCAAAAGUAUUAAUUACAUGUAAGUUUAUAAUGUAGUAUAUCUUUUUUAAGAUAUCAAAAACUUACUUAAUUAAUGUAAUGCCAAAUUAAAAUUGUAAUUGACAUUUGAGUAUAACGUCAGUUAAUUAAAUAUUAAUAAAAAAAAUCAUUUUCUCCUAAUAAUGAGGAAGAAAGACAUGUUGGCAUUUUAAAUUUGCAUUAUAAAAUUUAUGUACAUUGUCAUUUACCUGUUUUGUCUUGUGAGUUACCUUUUAAGUGACAGGGCUUAUUAAGAAAAGAUGUCAUUGAAUUUAUCUGUUUUUUGUCCCCUUCAAGAUUUUAUCAUAUCAGUCCACUUCAAAUCAUAUAUUGUCUUAUUGGUGACUCUAGUCAUUACAAAAUGAGAAACAUCAAAUUGGUACUGAAAGUUUGAGAUUAACAUAGGUAAUGAUUAUACCCCCGCUUUACUGAACACUUGUAUGAUUUUACACAUGAUAGCCAAGUUGAAAAUAUUCGUCACAUUUUUCUUAGGAACUACAAUACAAAGAUUUCCGAAAUUUGUUUCAGGAUUUAUAUAAGUCAGCUAUACCGUGUGAUGCGUUUUCAGAUUCAUCACUCUACAACUUCCUGUUUACCGAACACUUGAAUAUUUUUACACUAUUUAUAUUAUCCACUUGCGGCGGGGGUAUCAUCAGUGAGCAGUAGCUCGCAGUUUCACUUGUUAGAAUAUUAAUUAGAAAUUACUAAAAACAAAACAGCUUUGAAAUCAUAGCAUCCAUAUAAGUUUUUAUUUAGAUUUCUAAACUUUUUGUAUCCAUAUUGUAUGGCAUCAUUUCCCAAAAUUUUUAAUGACUGAUGAAACUUGUAUUUAUCUAUUACAAAUUUUAUACUGUUUGAAUCAUAUGACUUAUUGUUAAUUGAUGCAGAUGUACAUAAAUAUGUAUAUAAUUUAAUACAUGUAAAAAUGCAUGUAACUUAGAUCUGCCUAAAAACAUCAAAUGUUUGUAAUGGCAUUAAAAAAUAAAUAGAAUCUCAUUUA
This is a messenger RNA of Mytilus trossulus (common blue mussel), 4756 nucleotides long. RefSeq names its product ras-related protein Rab-40B-like. Gene Ontology annotation, biological process: protein localization to plasma membrane; intracellular signal transduction. The record is from RefSeq and is a predicted model, not a curated record. The transcript is spliced from 6 exons. Bases 173 to 1027 code for a protein of 284 amino acids. NCBI's taxonomy places the organism in Eukaryota, Metazoa, Mollusca, Bivalvia, Mytilida, Mytilidae. Gene Ontology annotation, molecular function: GTP binding; GTPase activity. Gene Ontology annotation, cellular component: endosome; plasma membrane; synaptic vesicle.